Messenger RNA from Oppiella nova, 807 nucleotides. The record is from the annotation of a GenBank genome assembly. NCBI's taxonomy places the organism in Eukaryota, Metazoa, Arthropoda, Arachnida, Sarcoptiformes, Oppiidae.
UGGCAAAGCAUUGAAUCAUAGGUUUUGUAUUCAUUGACCACUCAUUGAGUGAUUGAAUACCCAUUGAAACGAUUAGUUAUAAAAGCGUUUGCGACGAAAUCAUCUCAAAUCUAGCGUUCAAUCGAUUGGUUGUCAAGUGAAUCAGUGAUCGGAUCCGUUGGUGAUGUCUGGCAUAGCAUUGGGACGUCUGGCGGAGGAGAGGAAGUCGUGGCGGAAGGACCACCCGUUCGGGUUCAUCGCAAAGCCCACCAAAAACCCGGACGAGAGUCUGAAUCUGAUGAACUGGGAGUGUGCCAUACCUGGCAAGAAGGGCACGCACUGGGAGGGAGGCCUCUAUAAGCUGCGGAUGAUCUUCAAAGACGACUACCCGUCCAGUCCUCCGAAGUGUAAGUUUGAACCGCCGCUCUUCCACCCAAACGUGUAUCCGUCGGGAACGGUGUGUCUGUCGCUGUUGGACGAGGAGAAGGACUGGCGUCCGGCCAUAACCAUCAAACAGAUUCUGGUGGGCAUUCAGGACCUGUUGAAUGAGCCCAACAUCAAAGACCCGGCUCAGGCCGAGGCCUAUACUAUCUAUUGCCAGAAUCGGUCCGAAUAUGACAAGCGAGUCAAGGCUCAGGCGAAGGCUAUGGCCUCUCAAGACUGACCAUUCAUUUGGUUCAUUGCACUCUAUUUAAGUCCGAAUCACUCUUUGAUUUCAUUUCCAUUUAAUCCGAAAAUGUCUUCAUUUUUAUGUCUUUUGUUACAAUAAUUGCCUUUUUUAAUGAAAAACUCAUUGAUAUCUCGAUUAAAAAUUAAAUUUAAUUUGUA